UCUGUGGCCCCGUUUUUUGGAAAGAUAAUUGCGAUCGGUACAGGCGACUUGAGAGCCUGAAGGGUAUUAUGAAGAUGUGGAUGGGGGCGAGGCAGAGACAGGCGUGAGCUCAAGGGGGGCCGCCGCCCACCUUGCCCUCACUUUCCAACGUCCAUGCUGCUCAGUCCUCGCAAGCUCCUCGUGGAUUUUGCAGCCCUUUACAGUAAGCCCAUGUUUGCUCGAGCGAAUGUUACCCCUUACAACUAGCUUGACGUCGCAUCCCAACCUUGCAGCGAAGCGUGAUUCACAAUGCAGCGACAGCGUGAAUUCGCGAUGUCCUUCUUGCCCGAGCAAGAUUCCGUGCAACCGCGAAACCAAAAUAAACCUCCCGAAAUAAGCGGGAGUUUUCUCCCUCUCUUGGACCCCAGUCGUUGUUCAGAACAAGUACCGCCGCAUCGCUCGCAAGCCGCCGCUUUCCUCGUCUGGAAUCUACACAUCGAAGCGCGUUGCGUGAUACCGAGGGCCAUAUGUCGUGCAAGCACGAUGUCACAGUUUGGUAUAAUCACUCUGGUACAUGCCAUUGGCUCCCACAUUAUGCCAGAAAAAUGAUGUGACAUCACGGGGCGAGCAUCUCCACCAGUGAGGCAGCUGCGGUACAGGUCACGUGUUUACGAGAGCUAAAGGGACUGGCCCGCGGGGUCUCCAUCAUCUGACGUCACAGAGCUAGACGUGGAGGUAAAAUGUCGGCCUUCAGGCAUAGACAUCUUUACACAUUCCACAACUUUUGGGAUUUUAACAGGGAUGGAAUACUCACGUGGGACGACUUCAAUAUAAUCGCGGAGAACUACACCAAGCUUCAGAGGCGCGGGAAACUGGAAAAGGAUGUGUACGAGCGUUGGAAAUCGAUCCUGGAAAGGUGGUGGAACGAACUCACGGAACAUGCAGACUUCAAUAAGGAUUGCAUCGUAGAAUUCGACGAGUGGCUCAAGUUCUUCACAAACCUGGGCAAGAAGACCAAAACCUUUCAAGAGUUGCCAGACUUUCUACAGAAAUACCUCCACCUCUUCUUCCAAAUCGUGGACUCCAACAAGGACGGGUUGUUCUGCGUGAAGGACUACAAGAAGUAUCUCAAGAGCCACAACAUGGAUAUGACAGGAGCUGAGGAGCGCUUCAAGUCGAUGCUGAACGAAGAGGACGUCGCCAAUGGAAAUGCCAUGUCUUCGGAUCGUUUCCGAGCCCUCGUGUAUGACUACUGGGUUUCGCAAGAGGCUGACUGUAAAGGAAAAUACAUCUGCGGGCCAUUCGACUCAACACCUAUGGAAGAACUCGAGAGUAAAAAUAAAAAGAAGCCAGUUUGACCUGUAAACUUUUAUCUGUACGAGGGCUUUCUAGUACCUAAAACAGCAUUCACGCUAACUUUCCUCCUACAACUGCCAUAACACCAACGACAAUAAUUCGAAGACAGGAAGCGACGUUCGAUCGUGAUUAGUAUACGGAAGGGAUGACGUUCGGCGCAGCUAGAAUGCCGAUUCAUUUUCUAUUUUUAUACCUUAUUCUCUAAUCGUUCGAAGCGACACAAAAGCGUGUCUGCUAUGUACCGCACUUUUGUUUUGUUUUUCGUUUUUUUAUGUACGUAUUUUUCAGUUUUUCUGUCGAGUGAUGUGACGCGUUAAAUAUGAAAUAAAGACAAUUAUUACA
This is a messenger RNA of Ornithodoros turicata, 1677 nucleotides long. RefSeq names its product sarcoplasmic calcium-binding proteins I, III, and IV-like. The transcript is spliced from 8 exons. The record is from RefSeq and is a predicted model, not a curated record. Bases 720 to 1337 code for a protein of 205 amino acids. Lineage: Eukaryota; Metazoa; Arthropoda; Arachnida; Ixodida; Argasidae.